Messenger RNA from Mangifera indica (mango), 2150 nucleotides. Its product is annotated as anaphase-promoting complex subunit 8-like. The record is from RefSeq and is a predicted model, not a curated record. Gene Ontology annotation, molecular function: protein binding. The transcript is spliced from 4 exons. Gene Ontology annotation, biological process: cell division. Bases 177 to 1910 code for a protein of 577 amino acids. Gene Ontology annotation, cellular component: anaphase-promoting complex. NCBI's taxonomy places the organism in Eukaryota, Viridiplantae, Streptophyta, Magnoliopsida, Sapindales, Anacardiaceae.
GAAGGUAAUGUUUAAAUUUCAAAAUAUUUCCAUCGUUCUUUGUAGUUUAGUCCACCGGAGCAUCCGCUCAACCAUUUCAUUUCAAAAAUCAGGGCGCGGAGAGAAGCAAGCAAGCACCACCAUCACUCACAUUACACCCGCUCCAUGAGCCCGCCGUGACCUAGUCAAGCAGAUCCAUGAGUUUCAAAGAGAGCUGCCGAAACGAGCUCCGCACGGCCAUUAGUCAACUCAGUGAUCGAUGCCUUUACUCCGCCUCCAAAUGGGCAGCAGAACAAUUAGUUGGAAUAGAACAAGACCCAACCAAGUAUACACCCUCAAACACUAGAUUCCAGCGUGGAAGCUCAAGCAUUCGUCGAAGGUUCCGCACCAAUGAGAUUACUUCAACGCCGUUUGCAGGUGUUUCUUACGUCUCCACUCCGGUAAUGGAGGAAGAUGAGGUGGUGGAUGGUGAUUUUUAUCUUCUGGCAAAGUCAUACUUCGAUUGUAGGGAGUAUAGGAGGGCUGCUCACGUGCUCCGUGAUCAAAAUGGAAAGAAAUCGGUGUUUUUGCGCUGCUAUGCUCUUUAUCUGGCUGGAGAAAAGCGGAAGGACGAAGAAAUGAUAGAACUUGAGGGACCAUUGGGCAAAAGUGAUGCUGUGAAUUGUGAACUCGUUUCCCUUGAGAGAGAGUUAUCUACAUUUCGCAAAAAUGGAAUGAUUGAUCCCUUUGGGUUGUAUCUAUAUGGUAUGGUACUAAAAGAUAAAGGCAGUGAGUAUCUUGCCCGUACAGUUUUAGUGGAGUCUGUGAAUAGCUAUCCUUGGAACUGGAGUGCCUGGUUAGAGCUGCAGUCAUUGUGCACUACAGUUGACAUCUUGAACAGCCUUAAUCUAAAUAAUCAUUGGAUGAAGGACUUUUUUCUUGCCAGUGCUUAUCAAGAGCUUAGGAUGCACAAUGAAUCCUUAAUGAAAUAUGAAUAUCUACAGGGCACUUUCAGUUUCAGCAAUUACAUACAGGCUCAAAUUGCAAAAGCACAGUACAGUCUGAGAGAAUUUGAACAAGUUGAAGUGAUAUUUGAAGAGCUUUUAAGGAAUGACCCCUAUCGAGUUGAAGACAUGGAUAUGUAUUCUAAUGUGCUAUAUGCAAAGGAGUGCUUCUCUGCUUUAAGUUACCUUGCCCACAGAGUAUUCAUGACUGACAAAUACAGACCUGAGUCUUGUUGCAUAAUUGGGAAUUACUACAGUUUAAAGGGGCAGCAUGAGAAAUCAGUUGUAUAUUUUCAGAGGGCACUUAAAUUGAACAAAAAUUUUUUGUCAGCUUGGACACUGAUGGGCCAUGAAUAUGUUGAGAUGAAAAACACUCCAGCUGCCAUUGAUGCCUAUAGACGAGCUGUAGAUAUAAAUCCUUGUGAUUAUCGAGCCUGGUAUGGGUUAGGACAAGCUUAUGAGAUGAUGCAUAUGCCUUUAUAUGCUCUUCAUUAUUUUCGAAAAUCUGUAUUUUUGCAGCCAAACGAUUCUCGAUUGUGGAUUGCUAUGGCUCGGUGUUAUGAAACUGAACAGCUUCACAUGCUUGAAGAGGCUAUAAAAUGCUAUAGAAGGGCUGCAAAUUGUAAUGACAGGGAAGCAAUUGCCCUAAACGAGCUUGCAAAGCUGCAUCAUGAACUUGGGCGUGAUGAGGAAGCAGCAUUUUACUACAAGAAGGAUUUAGAUAGGAUGGAAGCUGAAGAGAGGGAAGGACCAAAUAUUGUUGAAGCUUUGUUAUUUCUUGCGACUCACUGCAGAGCCCAUAACAGGCUUGAAGAAGCAGAGGUGUAUUGUACCAGACUUCUGGAUUUUACUGGUCCAGAGAAAGAAACUGCAAAGAGUAUGCUCCGGGGAAUGAGAGCAGCCCAAUCAAGUUUUGCUUCAAUGGAUGUUGUACACUUUCCUCCCUGAUUUUUUAGCUAUCACACGUGCAAGUUAAAAAUCCUAUGCAGUAGCUGGGACUCUUCUGGUUCACAGUUUUGAGGUAUUAUUUAACUGUGAAACGCUUGAGAUGUGUUUGGUUACAGUGACAAGCAUAUAUUGGCAAUCUGUGCUGCAGAAAACAUUGAUGUACUAUUUUUAUAUGUAUUUGUUUGUUUUUGUAAGAAGGAUAGACAAAUAUUACUGAAAGAAAAUGGUAUAUUGUGUAUA